CCUGGAGCUCCUAGUGCCUGGGAUUACGGCUCUGACGGCAGAGUACACCCCGCGGGACCGAGCCAGAGCAGCUGGACACCGUGAGGGCCAUCGGACACAUCUUUGGAGGGCUCCCGGCACGCCAUUGGUGGCAGCAGUGAGAUCGCAGCCUCCAGGAGUGAGAAACCUCCACCCCUGAAGGCUUCAGCCUUGGAUCUCACAUUGCACCAAGCUUCUGCCCUCACCCUGGCUGCCAGUGCCUGCCAUGGCUUUGUGUCUCAAGCAAGUCUUCAACAAAGACAAAACGUUUCGCCCCCGCAAGAAGUUUGAGCCGGGCACCCAGCGCUUUGAGCUGUACAAGAAAGCCCAGGCCUCUCUCAAGUCUGGGCUGGACCUGAAAGCAGUGGUGCAGCUGCCUCCUGGUGAGAGCAUCAAUGACUGGAUUGCAGUGCAUGUGGUGGACUUCUUCAAUCGCAUCAACCUCAUCUAUGGCACCAUGUCAGAGUACUGCACGGAAAAGAGCUGCCCCAUCAUGUCUGGUGGACUCAAGUACGAGUACCGGUGGCAGGACGAUAACAAAUAUAAGAAGCCAACCAAGCUGUCAGCUCCCAAGUACAUGUGUAUGCUGAUGGACUGGAUUGAGAUGCUCAUUAACAAUGAGGACAUCUUCCCCACAAGGAUUGGUGUUCCCUUCCCCAAGCAGUUCCAGCAAGUUUGCACUAAGAUCCUCACCCGCCUCUUCCGUGUCUUUGUCCAUGUCUACAUCCACCACUUUGACAGCAUCAUCAGCAUGGGUGCUGAGGCUCACGUCAACACCUGCUACAAGCACUUUUACUACUUCAUCAGGGAGUUCAGCCUCAUUGACCAUCGGGAGCUGGAGCCUUUGAAAGAAAUGACAGAACGAAUUUGCCACUGAAGCAUUUGGCUCAUCCAGACUCUGCUGGGACAAGGCACCCCGUGCUGGGAGACCUCUUCCUAUGCGCUUGCCCUGGGCGUUUCAAUCCAAUGACCAUGAAUGCUGCAGAAGAGCCUUUUCAGGGCCAGGGCUGAAUCCUAAGCUUGCCAAGCAUCUCUGGACAGAUUUGUUGUAUUUGCAAUGGAUCCAUAUUGUUGUAUGUCUCCUGCCUUAGAAAGCCACUGACUUACUGGAGAAUAAGGCAAGUUUGGCUGACUUUUGCACAUUGGUUUCUAAGUCUCAACCUCAUAUCUGCAAUCAUUUCUUCAACCACCUUUCCUCUUGUUUUGUCCUCAGCUAUAUCAAUCUCCAAAUGUUUUAUUAGUGAUUCCUGCCCUGUGAGCAGCUGUAACCUUGGCUACUGAGUAACACCUGUUGCCUUUCCCACAUGCAGUGGGUUUGUGAUAAUAUCUGAGAUAAGCUCUGAAAGGUUGUUGAUGUGAUCCCAGCUGCCUUCAUGUGGUUAGUUGCUGAUGUACCAUUUUAAACCCAUGAGCUACAAAUGUUUCUCACUCUGUCCCAAUUCCUGCUGUACCAGAAGGAUCAUUUUUCCCCACAAGAGAGUUUUCACAUUUGGCAGAGGGGACUUUGUGAUGUUCUAAGAUGCAUCUACCACUGGCUGGACUAAUGGCAAGGUGGCCUUAUGACUGAGGAGGUGAACUAGGCCACUUUUCAGUGUGAUCAGCACAGCCCACCUGAGAAAGACUCAGAAAGUGGUGGAAAGAAACUGUUUCCAGAAAGCAACAUUUUCAACAUGUCAGCAUUUUCUGAGAUGUUGUCUUGGCAAGCUCAGCAGAUAUUGGCCAUGUUAGUUUUCCAGCAUCCAUGUGUACAGCAUAGUAAAUCAGGUGGAGAUGUCUUUAAGAGAAGACAUCUAUCUACCACAUUAUUAAAAAAAAAAAAAGCAGAAUCAGUCCUUUUUAGAAUCAUAGAGUGCUUGGAAGGGACCAUAAAGGUCAUUUAGUUCUAACCCCUUGCAGGGACACCUUCCACUAGAAUGGAUUGCUCGAAGCCCUGUCCAGUAUGGCUCUGAACAUUUCCAGGGAGGAGGACAUCCACGACCUCUCCAGGCAAUCUAUUCUAGUGCUUCACCAUCCUCACAGUCAAGGUGGUUUGCUCCUUACAUCUAAUCCAAGUCUGCUCUCUUUCAGUUUAAAGCCAUUGCCACUCACGGAAUCACAGAGUUAACCAGGUUGGAAAAGACCUCUAAGAUCAUUGAGUCCAAGCCUAUCAUCUACCAUCUUCUAAUUAACUAAACCAUGGCACUAAGUGCCUGAUCCAGCCUCCUUUUAAAUACUUCUAGGUAUGAUGACUCCACCACCUCCCUGGGCAGCCCAUUCCAAUGUCAAUCACUCUUGCUGUGAAGAACUUCUUCCUCACGUCCAGCCUGAACCUGCCCUGGCACAGUUUGAGACUGUGUCCCCUUGUUCUGUCACUGGGUGACUGGGAGAAGAGACCAACCCCCACCUGGCUAUGACUUCUUUUCAGGUAGUAGUAGAGAGCAAUAAGGUCUCCCCUCAGCCUCCUCCAGGCUGAAACCCCAAACCUUUCUGACCUUUUGCUACCUGGUCUGUGCCAUUAUUUCAUUGUCAGGUGUCAUAUCCCAACGUUUCCUCCUCUUCUGCUUGCAAUACCUGAUAACUAAUGUGUUCCCUGUGCCAUUUUUAUUUUGACAACAGUUCAAGUGUUUGUGUUGGUUUUGGUUUCUUUUUUUUCCCCCACUAUUUUGGGGGAAAUAAAAUCAAAUUAUCUGAGCCACAGCAUUGUGAUGUUUGUGCUUCCUGCCCUUUUUCUGGGCAAGUUUUGUAUACAGGCACAGCUGAUAUUUAUAACCUGGGACUUGCCCAUUUUUGAGGUAGGGAGGGGAUGUGGCUAGAAAAUGUAAAGAUGUAGGUCAGCAUUAAAGCACACAAGUGAAUUUUUUUACCUAUCAAAGCUCUUAAUUUGUUGUCAAAAUGUUUGGGGUUGGUUGUGGGUUUGGUUUUUUUUUCAAUCUUGUGUACCAGAUGUAUAUUUUUACAUGAAAAUAAAACAGAGUAAAAUGGACACAAAGCCACUUGAUACAUCAUUCCAAUGUUUUCUGUGUAAAACAAUCAGUAAAAGUUCUGUUAAUAAUUAAAGAAGCAUUAAUACUUGA
This is a messenger RNA of Pogoniulus pusillus (Red-fronted tinkerbird), 3071 nucleotides long. RefSeq names its product MOB kinase activator 3C (gene MOB3C). The record is from RefSeq and is a predicted model, not a curated record. Bases 245 to 895 code for a protein of 216 amino acids. NCBI's taxonomy places the organism in Eukaryota, Metazoa, Chordata, Aves, Piciformes, Lybiidae. The transcript is spliced from 4 exons. Gene Ontology annotation, cellular component: cytoplasm.